Messenger RNA from Symbiodinium pilosum, 996 nucleotides. The record is from the annotation of a GenBank genome assembly. Lineage: Eukaryota; Dinophyceae; Suessiales; Symbiodiniaceae.
AUGCUGUACGCCGAGGCAUUGCUCUUCUUGGAUGGGCCUUCCAGGUCAGGCGAAUCAGCUGCAUUAAUGGCCCAUGCUAUGGCACAAACUCGAAGCGUGCCUCGGGAAGUGCUGGAAGCCCUUGGAAACACAUGGCCACUGGACAUUGCUGCUCGACAAUUCGAGGAGAUCUUCGUUUCUACCCAGCCGGCAGCCUUCCAAGAGGAGGCAAAGCCAGCGGGCAGGCAGACCAGCCAGGCAGCUAUUGUGAUUUGCGAAUGCGGCGUUCAAGACGGGUCGUGGCUUGCUGAGCUUAUCCCUCAUGAGCUUGUCGCAACAAUAUUUCUGUACGACGUUUGUGAUCCUCGAACAUCAUUGCCAAACAUGCUGUCCACAGCAGCUUUCAGAGAUAGGUGCGCGCAGGCAGAUGGCAAGCCUCUCCCAGAUACUCGCCCGGACUGCCCGGGUGAGGUAAUCUUGCAGCAUAUGCUCAGGCAUGCAGCUGAUGGGGCGGAGUUUCUCGCAUAUUUGCCGUCGAUUCCACCUAACGAAUACGAGCAGCAUCUCUACAGCAUGGCUUUCAAGAGUCUUGCAAAGAGAUCACUUUCUGUGGAGUUUCUGGCGCUCGGUCAUUCACGUACAACUCCAAGGGUGCUUGAUCCCUGCCAGCGGGUCAUGCUGACAACCCUUGGCAUAAACGGUCAUGCUGCCGGAUAUGACGCGCCUCGUUUUCUUGCCAGCGCUGCCCGCGUAUCUAAGUCACUGGAGCAGGCGCGCGCCAUCAAUGUUUCUUUGGCGACUUCAGACGAAUGCAAGGGCCGCACGUGGACGUCUGUGAUGCGAGGCUUGUGGCAUACAGUCUUUGGAGAGGUUGCGCUGCAACCGACUCGCGCAGACAAUACAAAGGUUCCAAGCUUCCUGCGUGUGUUAGAUGGUCCAAGCGGAUUUGCAAACAGCAGGAUGCCGAAAUCUUCUGACUAUUUGUCCUGGGCUGCAAGAGGGCUAAGUCACGCUUGA